ACAGCCGAAUUAACUAUAUUAGACAAAGUGACCGGAAAAAAUUGAAAAUUGAAGAGAGUCGUCAAUCAUCGUCCUCUGUUGUUCCGGAGACACUCAGUUCGGAAAUUAUUAAUGCAAUUGCAUGGUUGCAACUAAACCGACAGCCAUGGGCGAGUGUAAUGUCUCACUGGGAAAUUACCUUUCCGGACAGGAAAGUUAUGCUUAGGGACAAAAGAAAAUUCACUAAGCUCUUGGAUAAAUAUCCACAAAUUCAAGAUGAGUUCGGCUAUCAACUGCUAGACAUCGAUUAUCAGUUGCUAGGUUUUGGAAAUCCGUCAGAAAAACAGAAAAAGUGGGCCCUUUUGUUGGACCCAAUCGCCGAGUACGUCGCUAAAAAUGGAAAAGAUCUCUCAGUUAAAGAACUAUUGCCUAUAAUAACCAACACUGAAAAUUCUUUGGACACUCGUUUACUCGCAGCCCUAAGAGGACUGAGCGCAGUAUUGAUUCCAGUAAAAGCUGCCAAUGGUUUCAAGCCUACCAUAGCAACAGCGCAAAGUGACACUUUUUGCAUCGUCAAAUCAAAGGAAGAAGUCUUUGAGAAUUUAAAGAAGACAAACAGCGUAUUGCAGAAUGAAACUGGCGUUCUAAAAUUAUUUAUCUUGGGAGAAAAUCUAUUUGCUGUUGGAGAAUGCGUUAUUGUAUUUGGAGAUAACCAUUAUGUGCUACCGAACGUAGUUAGAGGAUUAGACGUUUUCGUGAAAAUUGCUUUGGUGCUUGGUUUGCCUACUUCAAAGGUAUCCAAACUGAUCUGGGAGUUUGUGCUAAAAUUCAUUUACAAUACUGAUAAAACCAUCAACUACGUUUCAGUUAAAAAAUUGAUCAAAUUUAUCGAAUCAUGUACGUCAAAUGUUGCGUUAUGAACUGCUCGGUGGAGUUUUCAACCAUGGAUGCUUUCUUAGCACAUAUCGAUGAGCAUCGACCACCAUCUAACUUUGAAUAUCGUUGUCCGUUUCCUAACUGCCCUCAGCUAUUCAAAAAGACAUACUCAUUCAAGCGUCAUUUUAAAUUACAUAAAUUUUUAUCAAUCGAAGAUCCAAAAUCGUUGUAUAAAGAACAACCGUAUAGAACCA
Messenger RNA from Malaya genurostris, 1109 nucleotides. RefSeq lists its product as uncharacterized. The record is from RefSeq and is a predicted model, not a curated record. The coding region runs from base 159 to 899 and encodes 246 amino acids. NCBI's taxonomy places the organism in Eukaryota, Metazoa, Arthropoda, Insecta, Diptera, Culicidae. The transcript is spliced from 3 exons.